This is a messenger RNA of Capsella rubella, 1131 nucleotides long. RefSeq names its product meiotic nuclear division protein 1 homolog. Gene Ontology annotation, cellular component: nucleus. The record is from RefSeq and is a predicted model, not a curated record. Gene Ontology annotation, molecular function: double-stranded DNA binding. NCBI's taxonomy places the organism in Eukaryota, Viridiplantae, Streptophyta, Magnoliopsida, Brassicales, Brassicaceae. Bases 160 to 852 code for a protein of 230 amino acids. Gene Ontology annotation, biological process: reciprocal meiotic recombination. The transcript is spliced from 10 exons.
AGGGAUAAUGCCCGCUUAAGUUUUCAAGUCUUCUUCAACAAUUUUCAUUUCGAAAUAUCUGAGAGAGAGAGUGAGCGAGAGAGAGGAAGAGAGAGGAGAGAGAGGAGUAGCAGAGCUUCAAAAUCCUUUGGAUUGCAUCAUCGGUAACAAGAGAUCACGAUGUCGAAGAAACGAGGGCUUUCGCUGGAGGAGAAGCGGGAGAAGAUGCUUCAGAUAUUCUAUGAGUCUCAAGACUUCUUCCUACUAAAGGAGCUCGAGAAGAUGGGGCCAAAGAGAGGUGUAAUUAGUCAGUCGGUGAAAGAUGUUAUCCAGAGUUUGGUGGAUGAUGAUCUUGUUGCCAAGGACAAGAUUGGAAUUUCUAUCUACUUUUGGAGCCUUCCCAGCUGUGCUGGCAACCAACUUAGGAGUAUUCGCCAAAAGCUUGAUUCUGAUCUUCAAGGUAGUAAUAAAAGGCUAGCAGAACUUGUUGAUCAGUGUGAAGCCUUAAAGAAGGGAAGGGAAGAAUCCGGAGAACGAACAGAGGCCUUGACGCAACUUAAAGAUAUUGAAAAUAAACACAAAGAGUUGAAGAACGAGAUGGUACAGUUUGCUGACAACGAUCCAGCUACCUUGGAGGCAAAGAGGAAUGCAAUUGAAGUUGCUCACCAAUCGGCUAACAGAUGGACAGAUAACAUCUUCACAUUGCGACAAUGGUGUUCAAACAACUUUCCCCAGGCCAAGGAACAGCUGGAACAUCUAUACACGGAGGCGGGAAUCACUGACGACUUUGAUUACAUAGAGCUAUCUUCAUUCCCUUUGAGCUCAUCCGUUGAAGCUGAUACUGCAAGGCAGCUGAUAGAAGAUGAAACUUAGUUUUAAUACUUCAGAGCAUGACAGUUAAAGACACUCUAGCUAAAUCAAAAUCUUCUUAAUCACUAUCCUUCUUAAGAAGUUUCUGGUUCUUUACAGUUGUCCUAAAGGUUGCAACGGUCUUUCAUUGUUUGUGACCAGAUCAUCUUAAAUCAAAACUCUUUCACGUCAGUUUUGUGGUCAGAUAAAAGACUUUUAGUGCUUCUGAUUUUCUAUGUAUUAGUCGGCUAUGUCCUUAUAAUAUUUUAUUGGAGUCAUAUAUAUCAUGCGUUAGUUGUUGUU